AACCAAACAAAAAUCCAAGUCCAAGACCAUGCCCUACCGUAGGUAACUCYCCAGCCAGCCAGCCAGCCAGCCAGCCAGCCAAGCGCUCGCCCGCAAGGACACACCAAACGAUCGAUCGAUCGAUCAAUCGAUCGAUCCAAUUCAUCGAUUGUUCUCCCUCCGGCAUGGCGGGUGGAGACGAGCUCGCCGCCCGGGCGGAAGGGGCGGCCCGCGAAGCGGUCUCGGAAUGGAUCCGGGGGGCCCUGCGGGAGGCCUUCCUGCAGGCCCUCCGGCGGGUCUGGACCCUCCGUCCGGUCGACGAUGGCUCCGCCGCAGCUGCGGUAGAGGUCUCCGCCCCCGGGUUCGAAACCUGCCUCGGCCUGGUCGAGAGGGUGGCGGGGAAGUGGAGGGACAAGCUGGAGGCGGAGGGCCACCACAACGCGGGAGGGUGGGUCUGGGAGGUCUUCGAGCGGGGGAAACAAACGCUCUGGGAAGGAUCGGUCGGCGGGGAGGAAACCAGCGGCGAGACGCAUGCAGAGCCCCUUUCCCGUGGCGGCUACGGGGAUCUCCGGGACGACGACGACGGCAGCAACGACGACGGCAGCAACGACGACGGCAGCAACGACGACGGCAGCAACGACGAACCGGCGGCUCCCCCCGGGGGGCCCGCAAGCGACCGGUGCCACCACCCGGGAGUCUACGCGAGCCUCCGAUCCCUGGGGCGCAAGCGCAGGCUGGACUACUCGGUCCUCUCCGUUCCGGACGCCCUCGGGGCCGUCGAGGGCUUUGCCAGGGACCACCCCACCUACUGGCCGGCCGGCCACUGGGGGGCCGUCGAAACCGCCUCCCUCGAACUGGCGGACCGGAUGGAGGCGAGGGACCGCCACGGGUCCGGCCACGCCGCCCGGAACGGGGGGGGAGACGGGGCCGUGUACACCAAAAAGGCGGUCCGCUUCCAGGUCCUGCCCAAAACCGUCUGGGAAACCAAGCAGCGCAAGCAGCAGCAGCACCAACAACAACGACAACGACAAGAGCAUGGACAGCAACAGCAAGAGAACGACGGCGAAGGGGCCGGCGCCACGGCAGCGGACCGGGGGGGGGCCUCCCUGGCCGCGAGGAUCGUUCUGGCCCACCGAAGCCAGAAGGCCGGGCGCCGGAGGGCCGGCGGAGGUCCCCGCACCGAAAAGGGACGACAGCCGCACGGGGUGGAGGAUCCCCCCCGGCCCCCGUCCGAUGCGACGCUGCCGGUUCCCGGUGGACUCCUCCCCGUCGUCCUGACCCCGGAAGAAAUCCGGCGGCUCGAGGGGCUGCUGGUGAAUGUCGGCGAUGGCGUCGGACCGAAAUCCACCGCGGCGGCUCCGAGGGAGGACAACGAGAACAACACCUGCCUGGGGCUCUUUGGUGGACUGGAGUGCGUCGGGCAGACCACCCACGCGAUCAAGAACCGGGACACCGGUGUCCCGAGCGACAACAACGCCGGCGUGGUCUUUAUGGACCCGAAAAACACCACCGAUAGGGCCCGGCGCCGCCGGGAGCGGACCUCGAUCCAGGAACGCCUGGACCCGAACCGCGUCCGGGCGGGCAGGGAGGAGAACCCGUGGGACCGGAGGUCCAAGGUCCUCAGGACGGAGGACUGGUUCGACGCCCGGAAGAAGUUCCUCGACCUCGAUCUGGGGUGGUGCCUCCUGGAACUCCCAACGCCGGAACGGGGAGGCCGGAAACGCCUCUGCGCCUUUUCGAGCAUGGAGGCCUGCCUGGGAGACCACGACUAGCAAACGCGAAAACAAAAGAAAAAACGCACC
Pseudo-nitzschia multistriata is the source of this 1781-nucleotide messenger RNA. NCBI's taxonomy places the organism in Eukaryota, Bacillariophyta, Bacillariophyceae, Bacillariales, Bacillariaceae. The record is from the annotation of a GenBank genome assembly.